AUGCUGUGUUUAGGCGGUGCAGUCCCAGAGGGCCAGCUUCUAGUGCUUUCGCUUCUGCUCAUCACAAUUUGGGAAGUGGGGAGCGGACAGCUCCACUACUCAAUCCUCGAGGAGGCCAAACACGGCACCUUCGUGGGCCGCAUCGCACAGGACCUGGGGCUGGAGCUGCCGGAGCUAGGUCCUGGUCUUUUUCAGUUGGAUUCAAAGGGCUUUGGGGACCUUCUGGAGGUAAAUCUGCAGAACGGCAUUUUGUUUGUGAAUUCUCGGAUCGACCGGGAGGAGCUGUGCGGGCGGAGCAUUGAGUGCAGCAUCCACCUGGAGGUGAUCGUGGACAGGCCGCUGCAGGUUUUCCACGUCGAGGUAGAGGUGAGGGACAUUAAUGACAAUCCUCCCAUGUUUCCAGCGACACAAAAGACUCUGUUUAUUCCCGAGUCCAGACUGCUUGACUCGCGGUUUCCACUAGAGGGCGCGUCAGAUGCAGAUGUCGGUUCCAAUGCUCUGCUGACUUACAGACUGAGCACCAAUGAACAUUUCUCUCUGGAUGUACCGCCCAACCACGAGCAGGUGAAACCUCUUGGUCUUGUUUUGCGGAAACCUUUAGACAGAGAAGAAGCUGCAGAGAUGCGCUUAUUGCUCACGGCCACCGACGGAGGCAAACCGGAGCUGACCGGCACCGUUCAGUUACUCAUCACAGUGCUGGAUGUCAAUGACAAUGCUCCGGUUUUUGACAGAUCUCUCUAUACCGUGAAAUUACCAGAAAACGUCCCAAACGGAACAUUGGUGAUCAAAGUCAAUGCCUCAGAUUUGGACGAAGGCGUGAAUGGGGACGUUAUGUACUCAUUUUCGAGUGAUGUUUCUUCAGAUAUAAAAUCCAAGUUUCACAUGGAUGCUGUGAGUGGGGAGAUUACAGUUAUCGGAAUUAUUGAUUUCGAAGAGAGUAAAGCUUACAAGAUUCCACUAGAGGCACGUGAUAAGGGCUUCCCACCACUGAUUGGUCACUGCACGGUCCUUGUGGACGUUGUAGAUGCUAAUGACAAUGCUCCACAGCUCAAAGUCAAAACGCUCUGGCUCCCUGUUAAAGAAGAUGCACAACUGGGGAAAAUUAUUGCCCUGAUCAGUGUGAUUGAUCUAGACUCAGGUAUCAACGGGCAGGUGACCUGCUCCUUGACUAAUCACAUCCCCUUCAAGCUGGUGUCCACCUUCAAGAAUUAUUAUUCUCUCGUGCUGGAUAGCGCACUGGACCGAGAGACCACAGCUGACUAUAAAGUGGUGGUGACAGCGCGGGACGGAGGCUCGCCCUCCCUAUGGGCCACGGCCAGCGUGUCUGUGGAGGUGGCUGACGUGAACGACAACGCUCCUGUGUUUGCGCAGCCCGAAAACACUGUGUUCGUGAAGGAGAACAACCCGCCUGGCGCUCACAUCUUCACGGUGUCGGCAGUGGAUGCAGACGCGCAGGAGAAUGCGCUGGUGUCCUACUCGCUGGUGGAGCGAAGGGUGGGCGAGCGCUUGCUGUCGAGCUAUGUGUCUGUGCACGCGGAGAGCGGCAAGGUGUUCGCACUGCAGCCUCUGGACCAUGAGGAGCUGGAGCUGCUGCAGCUCCAGGUGAGCGCGCGGGAUGCUGGUGUGCCUGCCCUGGGCAGCAAUGUGACUCUGCAGGUGUUUGUGCUGGAUGAGAAUGACAAUGUGCCGAUGUUGCUUGGAACUGGGACCGGUGGUUCAGAUGGAGUGUUCAAUCAGUUGUUGCCUAGGUCCGUGGAUCCUGGUCACGUGGUGGCGAAGGUGCGCGCUGUAGAUGCAGACUCUGGCUACAAUGCUUGGCUGUCUUAUGAGCUGCUCUCUUGGCCAGGCAGUAUACGCAGCCCAUUCCGUGUGGGAUUAUACACUGGUGAGAUCAGUACCACAAGAUCUUUGGAUGAAACAGAUGGGACUAGACAACGUUUCCUGGUGCUGGUGAGGGACCACGGUGAGCCUCAGCUGACUGCCACAGUCACCGUGGUGGUGUCUCUAGUGGAAAGUGGCCAGGCCCCAAAGGCCUCGUCCCAGUCGUCUGUGGGUGUUAGUGUGCCAGAGCCAUCUUUAGUGGAUGUCAACGUGUACCUGAUCAUCGCCAUUUGCGCAGUGUCCAGCCUGUUGGUGCUCACCCUGCUGUUGUACACAGCGCUGCGCUGCUCGGCGACGCCCUCUGGGGGCGCUUGUGGGUCCGGGAAGCCCAUGCUGGUAUGCUCCAGCGGGGUGGGUACCUGGUCUUACUCGCAGCAGAGAAGGCAGAGGGUGUGCUCUGCAGAGGGCCCACCGAAGACCGACCUAAUGGCCUUCAGUCCCGGUCUACCUCCAUGUCCUGGAUCAGCAGAACUGUCUGUAUCUUUGGACUCCUCUGAGAAGCCACUGGAUGUCGCUGCCGUCCACGAAAUAUGUAGCUUUUAA
This is a messenger RNA of Arvicanthis niloticus (Nile rat), 2424 nucleotides long. The record is from RefSeq and is a predicted model, not a curated record. NCBI's taxonomy places the organism in Eukaryota, Metazoa, Chordata, Mammalia, Rodentia, Muridae.